UUUGUGCUCCAAGGCUCUUGUGAAGAAUGAACAGCCAGGAUCCCUCAAGCCUGCUCUUCCAUUGCUCAAACCAAUCAAAUUUCUCAUUGAAAACUUCAGAGCAAUGUGGCAAGGAAACACAUCUGGAGAACAUCCUUUUUGCCACCUUCUAUUUCCUUGACUUCAUCCUGGCCUUUGUUGGCAAUGCCCUAGCCCUCUGGCUCUUCAUCCGGGACCGGAAGUCUGGCACACCUGCCAACAUUUUCCUGAUGCACCUUGCUGUGGCCGACCUGUCCUUUGUGCUGGUACUUCCCACCCGGUUGGUGUACCAUUUUUCAGGUAAUCACUGGCCAUUUGGUGAGAUCCCAUGCAGACUCAUGGGCUUCCUUUUUUACCUCAACAUGUAUGCCAGUAUCUACUUCCUCAUGUGCAUCAGUGUCGACCGUUUCCUGGCCAUUGUGCACCCCGUGAAGUCUAUCAAGCUCCGCAGGUCCCUCUAUGCCCAUCUGGCAUGUGCCUUUCUCUGGGUUAUAGUUGCUGUUGCGAUGGCACCACUGCUGAUCAGCAUGCAGACUGUACAGGUGGACAACACAACAGUCUGCCUACAGCUCUACAGAGAAAAGGCAUCACGCCACGCUCUUGUGUCCUUAGCAGUGGCUUUCACCUUCCCAUUCGUUACUACAGUGACUUGCUACUUAUUAAUCAUCCGAAGCCUGAAGAGUGGCAACAGGGUGGAGAAACACCUAAAGGAAAAAGCAAUCAAGAUGAUUGUUGUGGUGCUAGUCAUCUUUCUGAUUUGCUUCGUACCUUACCACGUCAAUCGCUACAUUUAUAUCCUGCAUUAUGACGGGACCAAGACUUCCUGCGAAACGCAGCGCAUUCUGGCACUCGGGAACCGCAUUACUUCCUGCCUCACCAGUCUAAAUGGUGCUCUUGACCCAAUCAUGUAUUUUUUUGUAGCAGAGAAAUUCCGUGAGGCUUUGUGCAAUCUGUUUUGUGGUAAAAAGACUGUAAUGCUGCCUCAGACUUACGAGGGUAAGACAAAUGAAAGCUCACUAAGUGCCAAAUCUGAACUGUGAACGUAAUUCUUGCUAAUGCUUCCACGUAAGAAGACUAUUCCACCAAACCAGCCAAGAGAGCAGGCGCGCACCUAUACAGACAAGGGACAGCCAACCCAGAGUCAAACUCAUUUCUGAGGAGGGAAGUUCUGUCAU
Molecule: messenger RNA, 1193 nt
Organism: Tinamus guttatus (white-throated tinamou)
Lineage: Eukaryota; Metazoa; Chordata; Aves; Tinamiformes; Tinamidae
Gene: GPR17
Product: G protein-coupled receptor 17
Biological process (GO): positive regulation of Rho protein signal transduction; phospholipase C-activating G protein-coupled receptor signaling pathway
Cellular component (GO): plasma membrane
Molecular function (GO): G protein-coupled receptor activity
Source: RefSeq, a predicted model, not a curated record